Molecule: messenger RNA, 822 nt
Organism: Aspergillus puulaauensis
Lineage: Eukaryota; Fungi; Ascomycota; Eurotiomycetes; Eurotiales; Aspergillaceae
Product: SDR family NAD(P)-dependent oxidoreductase
Exons: 4
Coding region: 1-822 (273 amino acids)
Molecular function (GO): oxidoreductase activity
Source: RefSeq, a predicted model, not a curated record
AUGAAUAUUUCCGGUUACGCGUUUAUCAUCGGCGGUGGAAGCGGCAUCGGCCGAGCGUGCAGUAUAGGACUUGCAAAAGACGGCGCCGCCGGUGUUCUUGUCGCCGAUCUGAGCCUCUCUGCAGCAACCCAGGUUGCGGUCGAAUGCAAAGCAGCAGCUACUGCAUCGGACUUUAAAGUCGAAGCACUGCAGAUUGAUGUGACCAACGAAAUUUCCGUGGAGGACGCGACUGAGCACAUGCUGGCAACCUUUGGGAGAAUUGACUACUGUGUCAAUUGUGCAGGGAUCGGCGUCGAAACACCCGGUGCCAUCGCCGAAGCCGAUAUUGCCGAAUUCAGACGCUUCCUCAAAGUCCACGUUGACGGCACGUUUCUGGUCACCCGCACCGUGUCAGCCGCGAUGAAACACCAGGAGCCCAGAUUGAAUGGAGGCCCGGGGUCCGGACGGGGUUCAUCCCGCGGGUCAAUUGUCAUCUUGGGUUCCGGUGCUUCGCUCGUGGCUACCCCCGGUGUGGUCCAGUAUACAACCGCCAAGCAUGCCGUGUUAGGGCUAGCGAAGAAUGCGGCUCUCGAUAAUGCACCGCAUGGGAUCAGAGUAAACUGUAUCUGCCCGGCAUGGACGGAUACUCCGAUGGUUGACAAGGCCAAAGAAGGUGGCGUUCCCAUAGAUGCACACGUUCAGAAACUGGUUCCGCUGGCGCGAAUGGCAACAGCGGAGGAAAUAGCUGAUGCAGUCAUCUUUUUCUGCAGUCCGCGCUCGAGCUAUGUGACUGGGUGUGGGUUUGUUAUUGACGGGGGUGCUACACUAAGUUGUGCUCGCUAG